This is a messenger RNA of Ostrea edulis (European flat oyster), 810 nucleotides long. RefSeq lists its product as uncharacterized. The record is from RefSeq and is a predicted model, not a curated record. NCBI's taxonomy places the organism in Eukaryota, Metazoa, Mollusca, Bivalvia, Ostreida, Ostreidae. The coding region runs from base 1 to 810 and encodes 269 amino acids. The transcript has 3 exons.
AUGGCGUCGACCUUAGACGGAGGCAAGAACGAGAGGCAUUGUUGCGUGCCGAACUGUAAUGGAAAUGGACGCCGCAACCCAGAGCUCUCUUUUCAUCAAAUCCCACAAAGAUUGGAGCUUCGCAAGGCUUGGAUACAUGCUAUUCGGAGGGAUCCUGGUCCAUUAUUCAGAAGGGACGACUUCAAAUGGACCCCAGUAAGGAAGACACUCAAGAAAGAAAGUGUUCCUUCCAUAUUCAACUGGAAAUCUGACGAAAAAGCUGCGCGACGGGAAAUUUUUAAGCAUCCUGUUCCAGAGAAAAUGCCUAGAUUUGACACUGAUGAGAAUAACAACAACCCGGUCUCAAAUGAAAAUUUAAAUUUGAAUGUGGAGAGCUCUCACACAUGGAAAGGACUUGUUGGGAUUGCUCCACAUGGAGCUCUGACCUUUGUAUCAAGUUUGUACACAGGAAAUAUGUCAGAUGUAGAAAUUACCAAGCUUUCUGGCCUGAUUGAUCUCCUGGAUAGGGGUGAUUCAAUAAUGGCUGACAAAGGAUUUGUUCUGAACAAGGUAUUAGAGGGGACAGGUAUUUCAGUUAACACGCCCCCAUUCCUCCAAAGUCAAGGUCAAUUUUCAAGGCAAGAAGUGGAGCAAACCCAGGUGAUAGCAAAACUAAGGAUACAUAUUGAGAGGCAUAUCCGCAGAGUCAAGGAGUACCACCUUUUUGAUGGUGUCAUUCCCUUAAGUAUGGUAGGAACAAUAAAUCAAUUAUGGACAGUGGCAAACAUGCUAACUUUAUUCAAGGGUCCUCUUGUCAAGGAAUGGAAGUAA